Messenger RNA from Colletotrichum siamense, 810 nucleotides. RefSeq lists its product as uncharacterized. NCBI's taxonomy places the organism in Eukaryota, Fungi, Ascomycota, Sordariomycetes, Glomerellales, Glomerellaceae. The record is from RefSeq and is a predicted model, not a curated record. Gene Ontology annotation, molecular function: RNA nuclease activity. The coding region runs from base 1 to 810 and encodes 269 amino acids. The transcript has a single exon.
AUGGAGACGACUGCCAAGCUCGCCGUCCUCAUCGACGCCGAUAAUGCCCAGCCUACUGCGGCCCCCGCUCUGCUCGCUGAAGUCGCCAAAUAUGGCACCGCCUUUGUGCGACGGGCCUAUGGUGACUGGACCGGCACCAGCCUCAAGGGCUGGAAAAGCCAGCUCCUCACACAGUCGAUCCAGCCGAUUCAGCAAUUUGCAUACACCCAGGGAAAGAACGCGACGGACUCCGCUAUGAUAAUUGAUGCUAUGGACCUACUCUAUACGAACCGCUUCGAUGGUUUCUGUCUCGUUUCCAGCGACAGCGAUUUCACACGGCUAGCAGCGCGCAUCCGCGAGUCCGGUCUGGUUGUAUACGGCUUCGGGGAGCAUAAAACGCCCAAGCCCUUCGUUUCAGCAUGCGACAAGUUCAUCUACUUCGAGAACCUUGCCUACGAUGAGCAGCUUGCAGUGCCACAAGAAAGGGCCGCCAUUGUGGAACCACUCGACCAAGAAGCCUCUUUAAGCACGGUCAAGAGUGACAUCCCCCUGGAGAGACUGUUGCGAAUGGCGGUUGAGGCCGCGUCGGACGAUGAGGGAUGGGCCAAUCUGGCCAAGGUUGGCGCACACAUCACCAGGCAGUUUCCGGAUUUCGAUCCACGCAGUUUCGGAUAUCUCAAGCUUAGCGAUUUGGUCAUUGCUACCGGUGUGUUCGAUAUUGAUCGCCGCUGUCCUGGAGAGGGAAAGGCGACGGUCAUCUACGCGCGCGUCAAGCGCUCGCAGCAUGUAAACGAUGCCAGAAUGACGAGUCCAUCGGAAACCCUCAUCUAA